GUCAAUGCAGCAAAAGUCUGCACGCUCCAUCAUCAUCAUCCCAGGUGAAGCCGGAACGAGAUGCAAUGGCCACUCCAUCUCCAGCCAAGAGUAUGGGAGACCCAGGCAUCACGCCACUCUCCCCCACACAUGCACUGAAUGAUUCAGAACAGAAUGAGCCCCCGAGACACCAUUUUGUGGUGGUGGUGGCCAUCGACUUCGGCACCACCUCCAGUGGCUACGCAUAUGCCUUUACUAAAGAACCGGAGUGCAUUCACACCAUGAGGCGUUGGGAGGGUGGAGACCCGGGUGUGUCCAAUCAGAAGACACCCACUACCAUUCUACUGACUCCAGACAGGAAGUUCCACAGUUUUGGUUAUGCAGCAAGAGAUUUCUACCACGACCUGGAUCCCACAGAGUCUAAACAGUGGCUUUACUUGGAGAAGUUUAAAAUGAAACUGCACACAACUGCUAAUUUGUCGAUCGACACAGAUCUGCAUGCGGCCAAUGGGAAAAAGGUGAAAGCUCUGGAUAUAUUUGCAUAUGCGCUGGCCUUUUUUAAGGAGCAGACCCUUAAGGAGCUGAGUGACCAGGCAGGAGCGGAGUUUGAUAAUGCUGACGUCAGAUGGGUCAUCACUGUACCGGCCAUCUGGAAGAUGCCGGCCAAGCAGUUUAUGAGAGAGGCAGCGUAUAAGGCUGGUCUGGUUUCCCGUGACAUCCCCGAGCAGCUGAUCAUUGCUCUUGAACCCGAGGCUGCGUCCAUUUACUGCCGAAAGCUCCGCCUCCACCAAAUGGUUGAUUUGGGCACCAAAACAGCCCUGAAUGGUUACAGCCCAACAGAGAACGUUGGAGGGGGAAUGACACAGGCCAAGGAGCAUGUUCGCCGUAACCGACAGAGCCGCACCUUUCUGGUGGAGAAUGUCAUAGGAGAGCUCUGGUCUGAACUCACUGAAGGCGACCGUUAUGUGGUUGUGGAUUGUGGAGGCGGGACAGUGGAUCUUACGGUGCAUCAGAUCCAAAUGCCUGAGGGGUAUCUGAAGGAACUGUAUAAAGCCUCAGGAGGCCCGUAUGGUUCUAUCGGAAUAGAUUAUGAGUUUGAGAAGCUCUUGUGUAAGAUAUUCGGGCAGGAUUUCAUUGACCAGUUUAAGAUCAAGCGUCCUGCUGCAUGGGUGGAUCUGAUGAUUGCGUUUGAGUCUCGUAAGAGGGCGGCGGCACCUGACCGAAGCAAUCCACUAAAUAUUAAUCUGCCCUUCUCUUUCAUCGACUACUACAAGAAAUUCAGAGGACACAGCGUGGAGCAUGCACUAAAGAAGAGCAAUGUGGACUUUGUGAAGUGGUCAUCGCAGGGCAUGCUUAGGAUGAAUCCAGAUGCAAUGAAUGCACUGUUCAAACCAACUAUAGACCACAUUAUACAGCAUCUGAUGGAGUUAUUUGAAAGACCGGAAGUGACAGACAUCAAGUUUCUUUUCCUGGUGGGUGGAUUCGCUGAGUCUCCACUACUCCAGCAGGCAGUUCAGGAGAUGCUUCAGGGCCGUAGCCGAAUUAUUAUCCCACAUGAUGUGGGUUUGACCAUCCUGAAGGGGGCGGUGUUGUUCGGCCUGGAUCCCAGCGUCAUAAAGGUGCGCCGCUCUCCUCUCACUUAUGGCGUGGGCGUCCUGAAUCGUUUCAUAGAAGGGAAACACCCACCAGAGAAGAUGCUUGUGAAGGAUGGAACACGCUGGUGCACCGACGUCUUCGAUACAUUCAUCUCUGCUGAUCAGUCAGUUGCACUGGGUGAAACGGUAAAACGCAGCUACACGCCCGCAAAGCCUUCACAGCAGGUGAUUGUGAUUCAUGUAUAUUGCUCGGAAAAAGAGUCAGUCAGCUUCAUCACGGACCCAGGUGUAAGAAAGUGUGGUUCACUGAAGCUGGAUGUGAGUGGUACUGAGAGUCCAGCAGCACGAAGAGAGAUCCAGACACUCAUGCUGUUUGGAGACACUGAGAUAAGAGCUAUGGCUGUCGACGUGGCAACCUCUCGCAGUGUCAAAUCUAGCAUCGAUUUCCUUAGUCAAUAGGAGAAGAGGGGGAAUUAGUAAAUGAUACACAGCAAAAAUUAUUUUCUUAAUAAGUAUUUGUGUCUUGCUUCCCAGUUAAAAUAUAUCUAAACAUCCUUUAAACAAGAUAACUUUACUUUUGUGUGUGCAAUGUCUAUCAAAUAAUUUUUAAAAACCCUUAUCCAGUAAUCAUUAACGAUUGAAAAACUCCUGGAAAUUCAUUGUUCAAAAGGUGUGAGAAUUUAGCUUAAAACAAGGAAAAAAAUCUAUUUGCCAAUGGGUAAGAAAGACAAACUUGCGUCCUAUUAUGUUAUCCAUUUUUUGCUUUAAGUAAUUUAUCUUGUUUUAAGUGGUAAUACAUACUGUAUAUAUUUUUACUGGAAAACAAGACAAAAUAGCGAUAAAGCAAAUGAUCUUUGCUGUGUAGAAGGACAGAGAAAAAGAAAGAAAAAGAGAGAAAGAGAAAUUAAGGUUUGGAUUCUCAACUAAUGCACAAUAAUCACCGACCCUCCAUGUGACCGUUGCUUGAAGUAUUUGUGCCAUUCUUUAUAUUUUAUUUGGUUGUUUCUUUUUAUAGAUUUCACAACUGGACUCAAGAAAGAAUUUGUCAUAUCUGGCAUACAGGGCUAAGCCUAAGUUGAGUUAUAUAUAAAUUAUGUCUUUUUUUACAUAUCAGUUAGGUUUUAUACGUUCACUUCAUCUAGGCUCAGCCAAUUAUUCUCUGUAUGCAUCUAUUAAUAGUCUAUUUGCAGUACCUUAGUGGCUAUUUUAUGCACAGAGAUGCAAAAUCUGCAUGGAUAGAGCUAAAAAUACAGCUGUGUAUUGCUAGAAGUUCUAGUUUGGGAUAGCACCACGUAGGAACUUAGCAGGUCAGCAUAGUGCUAAGUUCAGGUUAAGUCAGCUACAUCAGUCUUAUAAACACAUCAUGGCAGAAAAUAGAAUAUUUCUCUCUCAUGAAACUCCCUGCUUUGCUAUUAAACUUUGAUCUGUUACCUCCAAGGCUCAGUCCAAAACCUGUUCAAUCAUUUAGAUCAUAAUGAAGAUGUGAAAUCAUGUUUUCAGAUGGCUUUGGCUACACCAAUUUAUGAAUUCCAUAUUAAAGUCAUGGCAUGGGAUGAAACCUCAAGUCUCAGUCAGACAGAUGCAGAAAAUCUGGUUCAUAUGUUCCUCAUCUCAAUCAGAAUCUUUGAAAAAGAGCUCUGAAGAGAGAGACUGGUACCUCUCAGAACCACUGAUCAAACCUGAGCUACCCAUGACAAAGAUGCUGAUGCCUGUGACAAAAUAACCUUCAGUUUGUCAGCUAGUGCUACAGAACUACACAGCAAAAAUCUCAACUUUCAACUCUUUUCAACUUGGUUUUAUGUUUUUAUUCUAAUAUUUGCUGAUUUUUAAUUUUUUUGUGUGUUACAUCAUUUUUCUCUUCCUGCUUUUUUUUUUUUUUUUGUGUCAAGGCAUGUUAUGAAAUCAUGAGAUCUGGACACGUACAGUGACUCCAUUUGGCUUGCUGGUAGAAACGUGUUUUUAAAGGGAGAUUGAGGGCGGCCUUUCUUUCUUCAUAAAUUUCGACACAUCUUUUCAUAUUAUCUUCCAGUAUGUUGCUCUAAGUUAAAUGAGAAUGCUUAAAUCCUAAAAUGUGAAGUUAAAUCAUUCAAAGUGGCAAUGAAAGAGAAGGCGCCAGCUGCACCUGCAACAUGAUUUUAAACGAUAGCCAUCACAAUAUUCUAGUUGCCUUUAAUCCUGCUUCUAAGAAAAAGAAGCCAAUGAUCAUUUUUUCCUGUUUUAUUUGUAUUUUUAUUUAGUUUCAUGAAGAAUAAGUGACAAAUUAAAAUAUGUUUAUUUCUGUAUAUACAGUAUUUAAAGUUAUUGUACAGAUUUUUUGCAUUAUUUUAGCAUUAGCGGGUUUAUGAGCUGUGUAUGUAUGCAGGCUUCAAGAAGACACUUUUUUCACUCUCACCAGCCUUCCUAUGAAUUGUAAAUGCAGAUAUCACCCUAAUUCAAAUUAUAAUCCCAUGCCACACCCAAAAUGAAACCUACCUUAAUCUCGACCUAAAUGCUAAUGAAGACCCUUAAAUAAUUCCUUUUCCAAUUUUAAUGCCAUAGGUAGGCCGAAACAUAAUCCAUUAAUCCCCAACUGAACCCCAAUGAAGAACCUAAAACAAUCCCAAUACCAUACAAGAUUUAAACAUAACCCUUACUUCAAUCCCAACAUAAACCCCUACAAAGACCCUAAAAUAAUUCCAGUGCCAUACUAAGAUUGAAACCUAGUAUUUGCUUUAAUCCCAACCUGAAGCCCGUCGAAGACCAUAAAAUAAUCCCAAUCCCAUACCCAGAUUGAAACAUAAUCUUUACUUUAAUCUCAACAUGAACUGCAAUGAAGACACUGAAAUAAUCUCAGACCCAGUGCCAUAACAGAUUGAAUGCUAAUCUUUACUUUAACCCCAACUUUAUACCCAAAUGAAGACCCUAAAAUUAUCCCACUCCCAAUGUCAUACCCUGAUUGAAACCUAAUCUUUACUUUAAUCUCAACCUGAACCUCUAUGAAGACCCUAAAAUAAUCCCAAUCCCAGCACCAUACCCAGAUUGAAACCUAACCUUAUACCCCUAUGAAGACCCUAAAAUAAUCAAAAUUCCAAUGCCAUACCCAGAAUGAAUGCUUAUCUUUACUUUAAAACCAACUUGAGCCCCAAUGAAGACCCUAAAACAAUGCCAAUAGCAUAAUCAGAUUGAAACACAACCCUUAAUUGAAUCCCAUCCUGAACCCCUUCGAUGCCCCUAAAAUAAUUCCAAUGCCAUACCAAGAUUGAAACAUAGUAUUUACUUUAAUCUCAACAUGAAUUCCAAUGAAGAUCCUAAAAUAAUCCUAAUCCCAAUGCCAUACCCAGAUUUAAACCUAUUCUUUACUUUAAUCUCAACAUGAACUCCAAUGAAGACCCUAAAAUAAUCCCAACCCCAAUGCCAUACUCCGAUUGAAUGCUAAUGUUUACUUUAAACCCAAACUGAACCCCAAUGAAGCCCUAAAACAAUCCCAAUGCCAUAACCAGAUUGAAACCUAACCCUUACUUUAAUCCCAAUCUGAACCCCAAUGAAGACCCGAAAAUAACCCCAAUGCCUUACUCAGACUGAAAAUCAUGAAUUUAAUCCCAACCUGAACCCAGAUGAAGACCCAAAAAUAAUCCCAUUCCCAAUUACGAAAUUCUAAUUCAUAUUUCCUAAAUCCAAUCUCAAAUGCACAUAGCCAAAAGAUGAUUGAUUGUUUGAGUCGCCUCUGUUUUUAGAAAAUACAGCAAAGAUCAUAAGACUUGAAAACCUUUGACCUUAACUUUACUGGUGGAUAUCAUUUGAACUAAAUAUUAAAGAAGUGUAAUAUUUUGGUGUGGGGAGAUGAGGUGACUGAUAAUUUUGUGUGCAGGCCAGUAUUUGCUUUGGAAGAAUAGAGUGCACCAAUACACAGCAACCCCUUAGCUGCAUUCAAAAUGAUACCGCGUGAUGAAAUAAUGAAAUGAAAGUAAUAAAAGUUUUGCAAUGUGAUGUCCCACCCUUAACUCCAGUUUACUCCACCAUUGUAUUCUGCCAGUGUUAAGUCUGUGUGUGAAAGCUUUAGCUGCAAAUGUAUAAUGUUGCAGUGGAAUAUAUAUUAACAUUUUUAGAUCAUUGAUGGUACCUGAACAUCAUUUUAUGAAAACAUCUUGCAUUUUAUAUUUUUGUUUUUCUUUAACACUGUCUUUAAAAAGUCAGCAUGAGAAUCACUGUAACUCAGUGUUAUUAUUAUAAUGAAAAAAGUAUUCAGAUUUAGCUUUUGAAAAAACUGCUUUAUGCAAAUAUCUAUCCUUAUAUUUGCAUUGCGUUCCAGUGCAAGACAUGAAGCACCUGAUGUCAACAGCAAAAUAAUUAUUCUCAUUCAGCUCAAUUAAACUUUGCAUAAUAACACAGACAUAACGUUGGAUCAGUAGAACACUUGGAAGGGUGACAUUACUUUUCCUCUUAUAAAUCUUUCAAUCCAUUUAUCCGGCAAGGUAUGAUCAAGAUCAAGUUUAAAAUGCCAUCAAACUAUAUAAUGUUAAUGAAAAAAAACAAAAAACAAAAAAAAAAAAAACAA
Molecule: messenger RNA, 6108 nt
Organism: Xyrauchen texanus (razorback sucker)
Lineage: Eukaryota; Metazoa; Chordata; Actinopteri; Cypriniformes; Catostomidae
Gene: hspa12a
Product: heat shock protein 12A
Exons: 12
Coding region: 66-2033 (655 amino acids)
Source: RefSeq, a predicted model, not a curated record